Molecule: messenger RNA, 1363 nt
Organism: Coffea eugenioides
Lineage: Eukaryota; Viridiplantae; Streptophyta; Magnoliopsida; Gentianales; Rubiaceae
Exons: 7
Coding region: 143-1084 (313 amino acids)
Cellular component (GO): mitochondrion
Molecular function (GO): protein-containing complex binding
Source: RefSeq, a predicted model, not a curated record
UCACUCACAACAAAGGAAUCACAUAUUCGCACACUUUCCCCAUUUCCCCUCUCUCAGUGUUUAACAGAGCUUUCUUUCUUUGGCUCGGUUCCAAAACUUUGCUCUCUACUAAGUGGAGUCGUGAAUUUCUGGACAGGGAGAAAUGGUGAUGUCGCUUUCAUACGCUCCACCUGCUGCCAUAUCCACAGCUCCAUCAUCUUCUUCCUCUUCUUGUCUUGCUAGCAGCAGGGCUCUUCUUCCCACUUCUCGUACCUUUCAUUUUCCCCGCGUUAGCCACUCUGGCUCACAUAGGGCUGGAAUUAGAUGUAGGUAUGCAGGUGCUGGCAUAAAAGAGAACGUCAAUCCUGGCACUAUUGAUGUUGUGGCUGAUGUCAAGACUGAGCGAGUUGUAGUAUUAGGAGGUAGCGGUUUUGUUGGUUCUGCAAUAUGCAAAGCUGCUGUAUCCAAGGGUAUAGAGGUCAUAAGUCUUAGCAGGUCAGGACGCCCUUCUUACACAGGGUCAUGGGUAGAUCAGGUCACAUGGAAGUCAGGGGAUGUUUUUUAUGUUAACUGGGAUGAAGUGCUUGUUGGGGCCACUACAGUUGUUUCAACUCUUGGUGGCUUUGGCAGUGAGGAACAAAUGCUAAGAAUUAAUGGCGAGGCUAAUGUCGUGGCAGUUAAUGCUGCUAAAGAUUUUGGGAUCUCUAAGUUCAUCUUAAUAUCGGUGCAUGAUUAUAAUCUGCCAUCCUUCCUACUUAAUUCGGCAUACUUCACUGGAAAGAGAAAAGCGGAGUCUGAGGUUCUCUCAAAGUAUCCAAACUCAGGUGUUGUGUUGAGACCUGCUUUCAUCUAUGGAAAGAGGAAGGUUGAUGGCCUUGAGAUACCUCUAGAUUUUAUAGGGAAACCACUUGACAAUUUUCUUAGUGCUACGGAAAACUUUAUUAAACCUUUGAGCUCUCUGCCUGGCUCUGAUUUGCUCUUGGCUCCACCAGUCAGUGUAGAUGAUGUCGCCUAUGCAGUGAUAAAUGCUAUCGGAGAUGAUGACUUUUUUGGAGUAUUCACUAUUGAGCAGAUAAAGGAAGCAGCGGCUGCCAUUAGAAGCUGAAAAAUAUCCUGAUACAUGAUUCACCAUCCUUCCAACAACCCUUGAAUUGCUUCAAUUCAAGUAAUAUGUUACUGUUUCUUUAAGCAAGCAACGUUUGUUACUUUUGUCUUCUACGCUUAGAGAGAAUUAUAUGUUAGCAAAAGAAUCGCGACAUUUUCUUUUCUAAUCACUGCUGGAUCAGACAUGGCACUGUCAGCUGAAUGCAAUAUAGCACCAACAGUUACAAUUUCUGCGCUUCUGGCCUGAGUUCUCUCAUUUUUAAGUCGAACUUUUUAACUU